GAAAGUAGUUCCGGUCGAGGUAGACCGAUGGACCCUUCCGCCACGAGAGCCAGAGGAUGGCGACCUCGUCGAUGCCGGAGUCGGAGAGGAACGCGGCUACGGAAGCAUCGAAGUGAAGGCCCCAGACUCUGCUCCCCUCUGCCAGGCGUCCCCCCAAGCCCAUGGAGGAGAACGAAGUGGAGAGCAGCAGUGACGCAGCCCCGGGACCUGGCAGGCCCGAAGAGCCGUCUGAGAGUGGCCUGGACGUGGGCACCUCGGAAGCCGUGUCGGCCGACAGCAGCGACACGGCCAGCGCCCCAGGUCCAGCAGAAGCAGACGACUCCGGCGUGGGCCAGAGCUCCGACCUCGGCAACAGCUCUCUGGCGGAGGUAUCCGAGAGCAGUUCAAGCACAGAUCUCCGGCCCCAUGGCUACCUCCCUGAUUCAUCUUCUGUGUCCCGUGGCCCCGAAGCCAGGGUGACCGCUGGCCCUCCAGCCCUAGUACAUUCUAGUGUGCUUCCCGAUCCCAGCAUGCUGAUAGCAGACUGCACAGCUUCAUCAUCGGACUUGGGCUCAGCCAUUGACAAGAUCAUUGAGUCCACCAUUGGACCUGACCUCAUUCAGAGCUGUAUCACUGUGACCAGCGCUGAAGAUGGUGGUGCAGAGACCACACAGUACCUCAUCCUGCAGGGCCCAGACGAUGGUGCGCCCAUGGCAUCGCCCAUGUCUAGCUCCACCCUGGUUCACAGCCUGGCCACCAUUGAGGCUCUGGCUGAUGGCCCCACCUCUACCUCCACAUGCCUGGAGCCCCCUGAGGAUGUGCGGGCUGGGCAUGGCUCCCUGGCUCAGUUGCCACCAAGCUCUGAUGCUGAGGAGCUGGAUCUGCAGAGCCUGGAGGCCAUGAUGGAGGUGGUGGUGGUGCAGCAGUUCAAGUGCAAGAUGUGCCAGUACCGGAGUAGCACCAAGACCACGCUGCUGCGCCACAUGAGGGAACGGCACUUCCGCCCCGCGGCGGUGGCAGCUGCAGUUGUUAAAAAGGGGCGUCUGCGCAAGUGGGGCACCUCAGCCAAAGCCCAGGAGGAGGAGAACCCGGAGGACGAAGACGACGAUGACAUCAUGGAUGCUGGUGCCAUUGAUGACCUAGAGGAGGACAGUGACUAUAAUCCAGCAGAGGAUGAGCCCCGGGGCCGGCAGCUACGGCCUCAGCGCCCCACUCCCAGCAGCACACCAAGACCCCGAAGGAGACCUGGCCGCCCCCGGAAGGUGCCUCGGCUGGAAGCCUCAGACCUCCCCAAUGGUACGGACAAAGGGCCUGUUGUGAGUUCCCAGAGCCCACAAAGCCCAGCGGAGCUACAGGACCCCGAUGCACCCAGUUCAUCUGGCCCAGGACACCUGGUGGUCCCAGGCCAGACCUCUCAGGCCCCCGUUGAACCUGGUGUGAGCCAGUCAGAGACCGAGAGUGCCACCCUAGCAUGCCAGGAAGAGCCUGACAUGCCACCCCGCCGUCGAGGGCGGCCCUCCCGACGCUUCCUAGGCAAGAAAUACCGCAAGUACUACUACAAGUCCCCCAAGCCCCUGCUGAGGCCCUUCCUGUGCCGUAUCUGCGGCUCCCGCUUCCUGUCCCAUGAGGACUUGCGCUUCCACGUCAACUCGCAUGAGGCUGGGGACCCCCAACUCUUCAAGUGUCUGCAGUGCAGCUACCGUUCCCGCCGCUGGUCUUCGCUCAAGGAACAUAUGUUCAACCACGUGGGUAGCAAGCCUUACAAGUGUGAUGAGUGCAGCUACACCAGCGUAUACCGGAAGGACGUCAUCCGGCAUGCAGCUGUGCACAACCGGGACCGGAAGAAGAAACCAGAUCCUAUCCCCAAGCUGAGCUCCUUCCCCUGCCCCGUGUGCGGCCGUGUAUACCCCAUGCAGAAGAGGCUCACACAGCACAUGAAGACACACAGCACUGAGAAACCCCACAUGUGUGACAAGUGUGGAAAGUCCUUUAAGAAGCGCUACACCUUCAAGAUGCACCUGCUUACGCAUAUCCAGGCUGUUGCCAACCGCAGGUUCAAGUGCGAAUUCUGUGAGUUUGUGUGUGAGGACAAGAAGGCACUGCUGAACCACCAACUCUCCCAUGUCAGUGACAAGCCCUUUAAGUGCAGUUUCUGUGCUUACCGCACCUUCCGAGAGGACUUCCUGCUGUCCCAUGUGGCCGUGAAGCACACAGGAGCCAAGCCCUUUGCCUGUGAGUUUUGCCACUUCAGCACCCGCCACAAGAAGAACCUGCGCCUGCAUGUGCGCUGCCGGCAUGCCAGCAGCUUUGAAGAAUGGGGACGGCGUCACCCCGAGGAGCCCCCCUCUCGCCGUCGCCCCUUCUUCUCCCUGCAGCAGAUUGAGGAAUUGAAGCAACAGCACAGCACAGCGCCCGAACCACCCCCCAGCUCCCCAGGACCAUCUGAAGCCCCCCUAGAGGCAGUCCCUUUCCAGUCAUCAGAGACAUCCCAGCUGCUGUGCUCAGACUCCCUGGGUGGUGCCACUGUCAUCUACCAGCAAGGAGCUGAGGAGUCCACUGCAAUGGCCACACAGACCGCCCUGGACCUGCUGCUGAACAUGAGUGCCCAGAGGGAGCUGGCGGGCACUGCCUUGCAGGUGGCUGUGGUGAAGUCAGAGAACAUGAGCACAGAGUUGGCAUCCUCUGGCGGGCAGCCAUCUUCGGCAGGUGCUCCCCAACAAGUGGUAACGCUGCACGUGACAGAGCCCGGGGGAAGCGUGGCAGCUGAGAGCCAACUGGUUGCUCCUGACCUGCAGCAGAUCACCCUGACUCCAGGAGCAUUCAGUGGAGCCGGCUAUAGUGUCAUCACAGCACCCCCGAUGGAGGAGAGUACUUCUACUCCUGGCACCCCGUACAGUGAGGAGCAUCCUGGGGAGGCAGCCCAGGCGGUGGUAGUGAGCGAGCCUGUGAAGGACACUGGCACCCACUUCAUCAUGACAGCUGAUGGCACCCAGCUGCACCACAUAGAGCUGACUCCAGAUGGCUCCAUCUCCUUCCCCACCUCAGACACCCUGGCCUCUGGGGCCAAGUGGCCCCUGAUUCAGCCCACGGCACUGCCCAGAGACAGCACCGAGUCCCCAUCUCCAUCUAGGACCCAACAGUUGGGGGGUGCCCAGAGCUCUGCCUCCCCGCCUCCUGCAGCCGGCAGAACCCUGGGCCUGGCUGUCCCCCCUUCUCCACCCUCAGCAGCUACAGCCUCAUCUAAGAAGUUUUCCUGUAAGAUCUGUGCAGAGGCCUUUGCGGGCCGGGCAGAAAUGGAGAGUCACAAGCGGGCCCAUGCAGGGCCUAGUGCCUUCAAGUGCCCUGACUGCCCUUUCAGUGCCUGCCAGUGGCCAGAGGUCCGGGCACACAUGGCGCUACAUGCGAGCCUACGGCCCCACCAGUGUGGCCAGUGCAGCUUUGCAUCCAAAAACAAAAAGGACCUACGGCGGCAUAUGUUGACCCACACCAACGAGAAGCCUUUUGCCUGCCACCUCUGUGGACAGCGCUUCAACCGGAAUGGGCACCUCAAGUUUCACAUCCAGCGGCUGCACAGCCCUGAUGGGAGGAAGACGGGAACACCCCCAUCCCGGGCCCCUGCCCAGACCCCCACGCAGACCAUCAUCCUCAACAGUGAUGAGGAGGCCCUGGCCACUCUUCACACCACCCUUCAGUCCAGUCAUGGGGUGCUGGGCCCAGAACAGCUCCAGCAGGAACACAUCAUCGUGGCCCAGGAGCAGACAGUGACCAAUCAGGAAGAAGCCACCUAUAUCCAAGAGAUCACCACGGCAGAUGGCCAGACCGUGCAGCACCUGGUGACCUCAGACAACCAGGUACAGUACAUCAUUUCCCAGGACGGAGUCCAGCACCUGAUCCCCCAGGAGUACGUCGUAGUUCCCGAGGGUCAUCACAUCCAGGUCCAGGAGGGCCAGAUCACACAUAUCCAGUAUGAACAGGGAGCCCCAUUUCUGCAGGAGUCCCAGAUCCAGUAUGUGCCUGUGUCACCAGGCCAGCAGAUCGUCACGCAGGCCCAGCUUGAGGCUGCAGCACACUCAGCCGUCACAGCAGUGGCUGAUGCUGCCAUGGCCCAGGCCCAGGGCCUCUUUGGCCCUGAGGAGACAGUGCCUGAACAUAUCCAGCAGCUGCAGCACCAGGGCAUCGAGUACGACGUCAUCACCCUGACCGAUGACUGAGCCCCAGGUCCAGCACAGACCAUGGAAUUUGGGCCCAGCCCUGUGGGAGUGGGGGCCCCUAGGACAGCUCCCAUUUAUCCAGGGUGCUCAGUUCAAGACAGCUGACCUCCUAUCUCCCUGAAGAGCUGGUCCUGUGCUGCCAGGUCCAAGGGGCCAGCCAUCGGCUCCUGCCCAGACAUGCUGGGGGGCGCAGCCUGCAGGCGGGCUUUGGAAGAGAUUUAUUUUUGUUUGGAUGGACCUUCAGUCUCAAUAAAGGGCCUGGAGUCCA
Messenger RNA from Suncus etruscus (white-toothed pygmy shrew), 4458 nucleotides. RefSeq names its product zinc finger protein 335 (gene ZNF335). The coding region runs from base 162 to 4190 and encodes 1342 amino acids. Gene Ontology annotation, cellular component: nucleus. Lineage: Eukaryota; Metazoa; Chordata; Mammalia; Eulipotyphla; Soricidae. The record is from RefSeq and is a predicted model, not a curated record. The transcript is spliced from 28 exons. Gene Ontology annotation, molecular function: RNA polymerase II cis-regulatory region sequence-specific DNA binding. Gene Ontology annotation, biological process: positive regulation of neurogenesis; brain development; regulation of gene expression.